AUGGGGAAGGACGCGAAGGCAGGAGGAAAAGGGAAGGGAAAGCAAGCGGCGGGUGGCAGCGACGAGGCUGGCUCUAAGGGAAAGGGAAAAUCUGGGAAGUCUUCUGAUGGGCUGGGCACUUGCACUUACGUGAAAGCAAGGCACGUCCUUUGUGAAAAGCAAGGCAAAAUCAACGAAGCCUACAAGAAGUUGCAGGAUGGUUGGCUUGAAAAUGGCGACAAAGUGCCUCCUGCUGAGUUCGCGAAGGUAGCAGCCGAGUACUCGGAGUGCCCAUCUGGGAAGAAAGGUGGCGAUCUUGGGUGGUUCCCUCGUGGCAAGAUGGCAGGCCCUUUUCAAGAGGUGGCUUUUGCUACCCCAAUUGGUGCUACCAGUGCGCCUUUCAAAUCCACGCAUGGCUACCAUAUUAUCUUGUGCGAAGGCAGAAAGAAUUAA
Messenger RNA from Prunus armeniaca (apricot), 432 nucleotides. The record is from the annotation of a GenBank genome assembly. Lineage: Eukaryota; Viridiplantae; Streptophyta; Magnoliopsida; Rosales; Rosaceae.